Dendronephthya gigantea is the source of this 908-nucleotide messenger RNA. RefSeq lists its product as uncharacterized. The transcript has a single exon. The coding region runs from base 39 to 908 and encodes 289 amino acids. Lineage: Eukaryota; Metazoa; Cnidaria; Anthozoa; Malacalcyonacea; Nephtheidae. The record is from RefSeq and is a predicted model, not a curated record.
CAAGUACAUUCAAUAUAAAAUGCCCAUUCUGUCAUCAUAUGAACAAGGCUGAAACUUCAAGGCAACAUACAACUGGCAAGCGAGGCCCAAAGGCAUUUGAUAUCAACACUAGGGUUGCUCUUGGCUCUCUUCAUGCUGGCAUUGGUGAAACCCAUAUGAACAAUAUUUUGUCUUGCAUUAACAUACCUGCAAUAAAUUCAAAUACUUUUAAACAAAGAGAAAGAGAAGUGGGGAAAGCUGUUGAGGAGAUAGCAAGGCAAAGUUGCAAGGAGGCCACAAAUUCGAUAAGAAAUGGAAUUAUGACUACCACUGCUGAACUUAAUGAGAAUGAUUUGGUUUCUGUCCCAUGUUCAUUUGACAUGGGUUGGCAAAAAAGAGGAAAGGGCCAUAAACAACAAGUUCAGUACUCUACCUACACUGGAGAUGAUGAUUCCACAACAGAGGCACAUAUUCGCCAAAAAGUAGAAUACAAAGUGGAAAAACGUAGCGACAUUGUACAUAUGAAAAGGUCCCUAACUACACGCCUAUAUAAUUUGAAGCAAAAUGCCAAAUUUCCAGAAAGUUCUACACUAUCAACAAAGGUCAUCAACUAUCUAGUGAGAUGUUUUUCAUAUGCCAUUACACAAAACAAAGGAAAUCCAAAUGAAAUAAAAAAAGCAGUUGAAAGUAUUGUUCCCCAUGCUUUUGGAAACCAUGCAGACUGUGAUAUCAGUUGGUGUGGAUACAAAGGUGACCUGACCAAUUACAAACAUAAGACUCUUCCAUAUGGUAAGGAUCUCUUUGGUGAAAACUUAAUGAAUGCACUAAAUAAUAUAUUCAAUGACUAUUGCACUGAGACUGUGGUAAACAAAAUAGCACCAUGCUCUAAUUCACAGAGAAAUGAGGCCCUAAACAGUGUUGUUGGAUAA